AUGGGCAAAAGAUCGGUAUUCGAGGCCAAUCCGAAGGCUGCCCAUACGGGACACCAUGCGAAGCGACAGCGCGUCGAUGGCAGUCACGACCGAGAAUUACCGGCGGAAGGAACGAUUGCGGAAGUGACUUCGGCGCAACAGCUACAGAGAGCCCUCAUUUUCGACCAAGGCAAUGUCGCGUCGCUGCGACAAGGCCUACAAUCGUUCAAGAAGUUCCUCGAUUCGAUCCUAUACUCGACCGAACAACACGAUCUGCCCCGCAAGCGCGCCAUACUACGAGAAUUCCUUGAUACGCAAAAGGCAACUGGCAAGGAUGCAAAAGAUACUGUGUUGCUUCCACAGUUUAUGCAGGCAUGGGACUAUGCCGCGGAAACCAAUUUUGAUAUGUUGCUGGCGGAGGUCACGGCACAACUGGCGCUGCUCUUCAAGGUCUUCUCCACGCAAUCCGACUUCGAACAAUAUGGCUCGCUCCUCUGCAGGACCUUACUACAGCCCUCGGUUGCCAGACGAUUUGUUCGGAACGUGUCGGCACCCACGAGCAAAGAGAUUGUCAUCCUUCCAGCAGUGCGCCUGCUCAUUGAGAUGACGAAGUAUAACGAGGGUGCCUUCGCCAGGACUGUGUAUGCGCGUAAAGACUUCACCUUCGACCCCAAAAUCUUGACGCGCAACAUUGGGGCAUGGAAGAGCGUAGAGGGAAAGACAGCAGAAGAGAUCCAGCGGAAACCCAGCGUAAGGACGGUAUCGGUCCGUUACUUGCUUGCGCACCUAAGAUAUCAGGACGAGCGCACAAAGGCCGAGAUCUUGGGAAACAAGGAUGUUAUCCGGGCUGUGUUCGACCAUGUAACGGUCGAUCCACCGCACCUCAUAUCCGAGAUUUUCGACGCCUUCCGAAACCACGUGUUCUUGGACAAGGCCAUACCCCGCGCAGUCAAGAGCCGCAUCCUGAAUGGAAGGGUACUCACUCAUAUCUCUGGCUUAUACAGAUAUGAAGCACCUGAAGGCUCGAUUGAGGAAGGUCAAAAGGCUCCGGAUGCUUUGGCGCACGACUUCUUGCGCUUGGUCUGCACCUCACCCGCCUAUGGUGUGAUGCUUCCCACCCAAGGCUUCUACCCGCAAGCCAGCGAUGAUGAUGAUGGGGACGUACAGAUGGAUGAUUUGCUCGAUCCUGAUGGCGACUUUGGUCUUGACCUUUCCUCUGGUUCCAAUACUCCUGUUCGCAACAUUAUACUCUCCGAAUUUCUGCAGUCGCUACGUCCUUAUGCACAUACUUUGCACCAGGAGCUUGUCAUUGACAUCUUUCAGGCCUGUCCUGAACUCAUCGGCGAUUACUUUCACAAGAAAAAGGACUUCAACUACGAACCUAAACUGACAGCUACCUGGAUCGGGUUUUCCGCUUUUCUCUACCAGACGAUCGAGAUGCCCGUUCCUCAAUAUUUUGGCGCAUUGCAAGGCUAUCGCGGAUCACCACCGCCAAUAUACGCCUUGUUGCAAAGUGUGCUACCUCAACCCGUUACGCAACAAGUACUUGUCAAGUGCUUGAACAGCAGUUCGGAUCUCAUACAGCUCUUCGCCGUACGUGUUCUCAUAGUUGCGUUCCACAAACUGCGCAAGGUGCUCAACGAGCUUGACAAUGCUCGCAUCACCAGACCAAGUAAGUCGUGGUCAAGCACAGCAGCAAAUAUCGUGAGCGAGUUCGGGCAACGAUGCCCUCCAAUGAAGACCAUCAUUACAGCUUUCCGACAGCCAGCCUUUCAGAAAGGGUUGAAGCGCGAAGCAAUCACAAGACUUUUGAGGCUCUACUACGAGGUCAUGCCCCAGAUAGCGCUCGAGGAAAAGUUCGACGUCUCCGUACCACUUUGCAAUGCCUUGAUUCAGGCGGGAAAGCAACAAGAGUCGGCGGAAGAGAAGGCAUUUUGUGUUAUGGAGCUAGAGCACUGGAUACAAAUGGCGAGGCAUUCGCCAGCAAUGCGCUGGUGGCAAAGUAACAAAACCCUGUCGCAAUCGCCGUUUGUAACGCUCAUCAAGCUCAUCGCUUCUUCGCCAGAAAGCGAGCUCUACGCCGGAACCAAAGGCCUCCUCGUCGACAUCGUCCGCGACCAGGAAAUGUUUCAGACCCAGACUGCUCCGGACGCGCUCGAUGCACUCAUUGCCAGCCUGAGCGCAUCGUGCGGUCAAUCGUCUCUAGUGUUGGAAUUUUUGGGCGAUUGCUGCGCACGGUUCAGUAAAGGUCCGAUCAAGUAUUUUGAUGAAUUGGAUGCUCUGCGCGCAAAGCUUCCGGAAGCAGACUCGGACUUCGGACCAUUCAGUCCCCUACUGAUGACACUGGUCGAGCAAUGGCCUUUCAAAGGAGGCAAGACCGAGAAGGGCAACCCAGCAGAGCCCCUAGCACAAUGGCUUUCGAAGAUCAUGUAUCUUUUGAAGUUGAUUGGAGAGGACGAGCACACUCUGGAGCUGGUUCGCGAUGCACUGGUCGAAUCUGCUGAUAUGGCGUACAAGGACGUACUCAAAGACUGUUUCUUAUGGAAAAUGGGCAAGGAAAAGGUCAAGGAGGCUUUAAAACUUGCUACCGGAACAGACUUUAGCGCUUCUGAGAGAUCAUCUACAUCCCCGACGCCGCCUGAACAGCCAGUAGAAGAACCCGUUAAGAUUUCACUAGCCGUGGACCUAGAGUUUCCACCUGAGGAAGACGAGAAGCACGCUGGGCUCAACCGAUGGCGUAAGAAAGAGCUCGAGGAGAGCAUUGAGGACGGAGACAUUGGCGAGCUCCUGCUAUGCCUUUGCUCAAAACAUCCCGAAAUCCGUAUUCAAGCCGUCCACAACGUCCGCCAGCUUAUAGCAUCACUUGACAAAGACAAAAGCGAUCAACAACAACUUUGGGUCCUUCUCAACCAAACAUUGGAGACGGUUGAUACUCUGCCCGCCUCGACGCCUCUACCUUACGUAGGUGGUGUCUUUGCGGCCCAGUGCGUCAAAAUCCUAGCGGAACCUAUCCACUUCAUGUACCCCAAGAUCAGCAAAUUCCUUACCAGUCGUCCAUUCUGGGAGGUCCGCAGCCUACCGCGUAGAUUCUCAAAUCUCAUCAUCACUAGCGAGCCCGACGAAGACGAUGGCUACCACAAAGAGGUCGGCUGGUUCCUCGACUAUCUCCUCGACUGUCUACGCACGCCCGACGACAUGGAAAUCUUCCGCAUCAACAACAUUUUUGAGCGCCUCCUUAGCUUCUACGCCUCCAAGUCGUGCGCGAUUGUGGAAAAGGAGAAGAUUGUUAGGGUAUUAUUGAGGGCGGCGAGUGUGGGUGGGAGCACGACGCUAAUCACGAGGUGUGGGCUCGUGAGUUGGAUUCGAAUGAUGCUUGAUAACAAUGACUAUCGGCAUCGCGAGCUGAGGCAGUUGGUCUCGAGGGUAUACGAGCUGUGUGAUCGGGAGAAGGUGGAUCAGUGGAGUAGUGGGACGAUUGGAGGAGUUGUGGCGGGCAUCGUUGGGGUGGCAGCGUGA
Messenger RNA from Didymosphaeria variabile, 3495 nucleotides. RefSeq lists its product as uncharacterized. Gene Ontology annotation, cellular component: nucleolus. The record is from RefSeq and is a predicted model, not a curated record. The transcript has 3 exons. NCBI's taxonomy places the organism in Eukaryota, Fungi, Ascomycota, Dothideomycetes, Pleosporales, Didymosphaeriaceae. The coding region runs from base 1 to 3495 and encodes 1164 amino acids. Gene Ontology annotation, biological process: maturation of LSU-rRNA from tricistronic rRNA transcript (SSU-rRNA, 5.8S rRNA, LSU-rRNA); maturation of 5.8S rRNA from tricistronic rRNA transcript (SSU-rRNA, 5.8S rRNA, LSU-rRNA).